This is a messenger RNA of Emericellopsis cladophorae, 468 nucleotides long. Its product is annotated as ubiquitin-conjugating enzyme. The transcript is spliced from 4 exons. NCBI's taxonomy places the organism in Eukaryota, Fungi, Ascomycota, Sordariomycetes, Hypocreales, Bionectriaceae. The coding region runs from base 1 to 468 and encodes 155 amino acids. The record is from RefSeq and is a predicted model, not a curated record.
AUGGCUCUACCCAAGCGAAUUAUCAAGGAGACGGAGCGCCUGAUGGCCGAGCCUGUGCCUGGUAUCAGCGCCGUUCCUCACGAUGAUAACCUCCGCUAUUUCGAUGUCGAAAUCCAUGGGCCUGCUAGCUCUCCUUACGAAGGCGGGAUAUUCAAACUCGAGCUCUUCCUUCCCGAAGACUACCCCAUGACUGCGCCCAAGAUUCGAUUUCUCACAAAGAUAUUCCAUCCCAACGUCGACAAGCUUGGCCGUAUCUGUCUUGACGUCUUGAAGAAUAACUGGUCUCCUGCUCUGCAGAUCCGAACAAUCCUAUUGUCGAUUCAGGCUCUCUUGGGCGCCCCCAAUCCCGAUGACCCCCUGGCCGACGACGUAGCCAAGCAUUGGAAGGCUGAUGAACAGGCGGCUAUUGAAAAGGCCAGGGAAUGGACAAGAACAUACGCACAGCCUCAGCCCCAGCCGGCUUCGUGA